AUGACCCGCACUGAGGCCGAUGGCCACCUCUCCCUCUCAGGGGCCCCCAUACCUUCUGGGGGCCCCCAACCUUCUGGGCCUACCCCACAUUCUGGGGACUGCGUAGCCUCUGGGGCCCCUCUACCUCAGAGGCCCGCCUCGCCAUCUGCUGCUUCCGGAUCUCCUGGGGCCCCUGAACCUUCUGGGGCCCCUGUGCCCUCCGGGUCCCCUGCAGCACCUUCUUCGUCUUCCGUGCCAUCUGGAGCCCCCGUAUCACCUGCUGGUGGUGUAGGAGGGGAGGGGAGGUCCCAAAGAAGAAGGGAGAAAAAGGGGGGCCUGGGUUUAACUCGUGAUACCCGUUAUACAGUAGAACAAGUACUAGAUGGACGUACACUCCGUUAUAUAAAAUCUAUUAGUAGAGCAGCAUCAGUACGUAAAGUCUUCGGGGCUAUUAGCUGCGGUAAAGAAGCUAAUGUAUACUUUGCUCUUGGAGAAAGGGAACAACAGCAGCAGCAGGAAGGAGAGGAGAAGGAGGGACAGCAGCAGCAGCAGCAGCAGCAGCAGCAGCAGACAGCUAAGGAGAGUUUGGUACCCUUUGCACUUAAGGUGUAUAGGACUUCUAUUUUAUCUUUUAAAGAUCGUAGCAGAUAUGUUCAAGGAGACUUCAGAUUCGAACAUAGCUACUCACGGAAUCGUAAUCCUCGUAAGAUGGUGGCGGUGUGGGCAUCAAAGGAGUUCCGAAAUUUAAUGCGCUUUGCAGCAGCAGGAAUUGCAUGCCCUAUUCCUGUUGCAUGCAAAAGCAAUGUGCUGCUUAUGCAAUUCAUAGGCAGUGCCACCUACAAAGGCAGCAGCAGCAGCAACAGCAACAGCAGCAAUAACAGCAGCAGCAGCAGCGGUGAUGUUGGUGGUGGUACGGAGGGAUCGAAUGCUUCUCUGAAGCGGGAAGCAGACACAACAGAUGCUCCUGCAGAGACAGAGACAGAUACAGAUACAGAUACAUCAGAAGAAGGAACAGAUGAUGAUGCUGCUGCUGCAGCAAGAGCAGCAGCAGCAGCAAACAAUCCUCAAGAAGAGUUAUGGUGUACAGGUACUUUUUCUUUUCCGUUUGAUCCUUCGCGAUUAUCUUAUUCUGCUGCUCCUCGUCUUAAAGAUUUAUUAAGUAUAUCUCGUGCAUUUGCUGCAGCAGCAAAUAUACGUCAGGCAGUAGAGAAGGCGCAUCCUCAGGCUCUUGAUUUCCUUAAGAGAGAUUGUAAGAAUAUUACCCAUUUCUUCUAUAGAAGUAUUAAUAGCAGCAGCAACAUCAGCAGCAACAGCAACAACAACAGCAGCAACAGCAGCAGCAAAAGAGGAGGAUGUAGUAGUAGGGAUGAUAAUGAGUCAUGUAUAUGUGCUAAGGAUUGUAAGGAAACAAGAGAUCAAUGGGAUAAUUUCCCUCCUAUAAUAAAUAAAUCUUCUCCUUUUUAUUCUUCUUUUCCUAUUCUCUCUGUUAGACAACUCUUUGAGUUUAUUGUACGAGCAGAAUUACCUGAAGAACUUAAAGCCCUACAUCACCAGAAGCUGCAGCAGCAGCAGGAGCAGAAGCAGCAACAGCAGCAACAGGAACAGCAGCAACAGCAGUUUGGGGUAGAAGGUACCAGCACGGAUGUAUGCAUGCAGGAGGCAUUGGCUGAGUAUUUAUUAUCUCUUACUAAUAGUGGAGAAGAAAGAAACGCAGCAGCAGAAGAAAGCGACAAAGAGCUAAAUGCAGGUAGCAGCAGCCGCCGUAGCAGCAGCCGUAGCAGCAGCCGUAGCCGCAGCAGCAGCAGCAGUAGAAGCACAUCUUCAUUAUUAGAGCAGCAGCAGGUAGAGGAUGCAGUUUUCUUACAGAGUUGGAUUCCUUCAAGUUUACAUGAUGUAUCUGAUUUAGCUGCGUUAGAUAGAUAUGCUAAAGGAACAGCAUUACCUUAUGAUAAAGAGUUGUUGCAUCUUCAUGAUCUUGUACAUAAUCCCCCUACUCGUGCUGGCAGCAGCAGCGGCAGCGGCAGCAGCAGCGGCAGCGGAAGCGGCAGCAGUGACAGCGACAGCAGCAGCAGCAGCAGUGGGGAAGAAUCCGACAGUAGCGAACCCGAGGGUGAUACAAAUAAGGAGAGAAGAAGAAAUAGGAGGAGAAGAAAAGGGAAAGAAGAAGAAGAUGAUGAAUUAAAUGUAAAGUUUACAGGGAAAAUACCUGAAGGAAUAUCUCGUAAAGAAUGGAAGAAAAAAGUAAAAGAAAUGAAUAAAGAAAGAAGAUUGCAUAAAAUACCUAAACAUCUUAAGAAAAAAUACAGAAAAAAAGCAGCCAACAGAUAA
Molecule: messenger RNA, 2307 nt
Organism: Eimeria maxima
Lineage: Eukaryota; Apicomplexa; Conoidasida; Eucoccidiorida; Eimeriidae
Product: RIO1 family domain-containing protein, putative
Exons: 3
Coding region: 1-2307 (768 amino acids)
Molecular function (GO): protein serine/threonine kinase activity; ATP binding
Source: RefSeq, a predicted model, not a curated record